Molecule: messenger RNA, 4428 nt
Organism: Rhineura floridana
Lineage: Eukaryota; Metazoa; Chordata; Lepidosauria; Squamata; Rhineuridae
Exons: 5
Coding region: 2750-3811 (353 amino acids)
Source: RefSeq, a predicted model, not a curated record
GGCGGCUUCUCCUCUAGGGUCACUUCAGAGAGUGCCGCUGUUGCCGCCGCCAUGACACUCGAGGCAAAGUAGUCUCCGCUUGGCGGGAGCCUGGUUUGGGGCUCUGAAGCUGUUGUUGAGAGGAGAACGAUGCCCAAAGCCUGCUCUGCCGUUAACUGCCCCAACCGGGACACUCGGGAGAAUCGUGCUAAGGGCCUUUCUUUCCACAGCUUCCCCAGAGCUAUUCGCUAUGGGCGGUUUAUAAAUGAAACAAAUAAAAUAAUAAAUAAUAAAAUAAUAAAGCCCACGAGCUGAGGAAGAAGUGGAUGUUGGCUGUGAAUCGCAUUGAACCAGGAUCCAGGAAGCUGUGGAUCCCAGGCUCGGGCGCCUGCCUCUGCUCAGAGCACUUCAGCCAGGAUGAAUUUGAGAUGUACGGAGAGUAGAAGGCGGGUGUGAUCCCCUCUGUGUUCUCCUUCAAGGUCACUGGCCCUGCUGCACACCCUGAGUAUUUUUGCUAGCUGCAACAUAUCCUUGAACUCUGAUAAUGCAUCUUGCUCGUCUGGAUGGAAGAUAAAGAGGGUAUGUGAGUAUGUGUGGAAACUAGCCUGCUAUAUAAAGGUAAAAAUUGCAUUCCUUGCUCCACUUAUUUUUGCUGCUGGCCCCACCCACCACUGGCACAUGGCCCUCGGAAGGUUGCCCAGAAAGAAAUGCUGCCUUUGGUCUGAAAAAGUCCUCCUCCCAUCUGAAUAGACCUUUGGUUAGAUCCAGCAGGGCUCUUCUUAUGGUGUGCAGGUCAUGUGUUUUUGUAUCUUAAUUGUUCCUUCCCCCCCCAUGUGUCUUGAUGUUCUUAUAAUCCAAGCCGUGCUGCAUUAUUUCAUAAUAGGAGUUUCAACUAUUUUUACCAAGGUAGAAAGGGCUGCAAACAAUCGCAAUAAAAAGCAGUACUUCUGAUAUUAUGAUGGCUGACUCAAAGAUUAUCUAACAUUGAUAGACAUUGUUGAUAGUGUCUCUCCCACCCCAAACAAACAGCUGAGUAACUCUUAACUCUAUCCUCAAAGCUUGGAGAAAUGUUUGAUAAUUUUUUUUCUCUAGUGACAUGAUGUAUUAACAGCAAGAACCGCUGGGAGGAGCCAGUACACCACACUGGCUUGUAUUCCUGGCACAGUCCCUAACGGGUGGGCUGUGGUGAUGUUUCUAGAUUCAGAGGAUGCCUCUGUUGUGUUUUAUAUUAUCUAGUUAUACUUUGCAUUUUUAUGCUCCUGGAAGAUUUGCUUGUAAUAGAAAGUGGGUUUUGUUUUGUUCUGUUCUUCAUUUACUCUUGUGUCACUGAAAAACUCCAUAUUUCAUUGUUCUAGAGUAGGAAGGUUUUAGUAGUAAAAUUAUUUGGGGGCAAACAAGGAAUGAGGGUUAUAUUUAUGCAUUAUUCCCACUUCGUCUUAUUUUUUCUAGAUACCUUUGAAUAUUAAUCCAAAAUGUGCAGGCCAAGUUAUGUAUAUUUCAGGAUAUCUUUAAAUUUCUAUUUCUUUUUUUAGUGUUUCUUUGCUUGAUCAAGAUUUUAGUUUUCCCAGGUUACUUGUUAGGUUUGCAUAAUAGAAAAAAAAAUUACAGAUUUUUUUUUAAAAAAUGAUAUCCAUGAACACUGGAAUGCUUUAUGGAGAAUGCUACAAUAUGCAAACCAGAGCUUGGAAGUAACUCGUUAUUUUUAACGAGUUACUUGUAAUUAGUUACAAUUUUAAAUAACGAGUGGGUAAUUCCAUUACAUUUGACAAGUAACGGAACGACUAGUAAUUUCCCUACUUUUCAGCUGCAACUUUAACGUUUCCACAUUAGGUUGCAUGUUACUUGGGGGCAGGAACAAGGGGAAGUCAGCUCCUGGCUGUGAUUGGUUAACACAAGACAUGUGCCUCACACUGAUUGGACCUCUGCGCAGACUGUCUCUUCCCUCGUGAUCUGUGUUAGGAGGCACGAGGGAAGAGGUGUAUAGGCAGGGCCUGCUAGCGUCUGAGAGGAAAAAAUUGACGCCGGAGGAAAAAGCCAGGGCAAGGACAACGGAGGAGAAGGCAGCAGCAGAAUGGCGAAGAGCUGUGGAGAGACGCCUGUUGCAGGUUUUGCUGCUGAGAGCAGCAGUCAGUUAGUGCGGCCACUUGAGUCAUAGCUUGUUGAUCCUGAGGAGGCAAAACUAGAAAGUGAGGUUCAGAAAGGAGGCCCUGUGCACGAGGAGGAGGAGGGCAUGAAGCAGUGCCAGUUGCCCACAGCCACAUCUGCAGAACAACAAGUACCAUGGUUUGGCUUUGAGAAAGCUUGUACAUUUGUGAGCCAGAGUGGGAAAAAUGUUGUACGAUGCAAUUACUGCCUUCCAAGGAUCAAAAAUCUGAGAUCAGCUGUUUCCUCCUCAUCCAAUGUGAAGAAACUUUUUGAGAGGGCACACCCUGAGAAGCUGAGAGCAAUUGAAGAAGCAAUAAAGGCAAGGAGACGUGGCCUUCCUGAACCAAUGCAUGACACCCCUCCUCCCAAAAUGCUGAAGCAGCAGCAGACAACCCUUGAGAGGUGGGGAUCUGGCAGGGAGCCUGUCACCCAGAGCAAUCUCGACAGGAGAAUCAUUGAUUUCAUUGUAGAGGAGACAUUACCACUUCAGACUGUGGACAAACCAUCAUUCAUUAAUCUGGUUCGCAUUGGACUCCCCAAAGAUCUCACCAUCAUAUGUGCCAAGACUCUGAGAGACAGAAUUGAGAAGAGAGCAUGCCACAUGAGAGAAACUCUUGCAAACUGAAUGGGUGCUGUGGCAUAUAUAGCAACCACUGCAGAUUGUUGGACCAAUGGCAAGAAGAGUUACUUUGGGGUAACAGCCCACUGGAUCAACCCAACUACCCUGAAACGUGAGGUCGGGGCCUUGGCUUGUAAGCGUCUGAAGGGGCGCCAUACAUACGAUGUCCUUUCAAAAGCACUGCAUGAUGUACAUGUGCAGUACAGGAUCCACAACAAAGUUAUGUGCACUACUACAGACAAUGGCUCCAACUUUGUGAAAGCGUUCAGAGUUUUCAUGGCCAAAGAACCAGUGGAAACUGCAGGCACCAGUGAGGAUGAUGGUGAUAACCAGGAGGAGGAGGAGGCUGAGGUGGAGUUUGUGCCUAUCUGUGAGAUCCUGGACACAGGACCUGAGGCAGAGGAAGAAGCUGCAGACUCAGGAGAGGAUUUUGUUUUACCACCACACCAGAGAUGUGCUAGCCACACCCUCAACCUUGUGGCAACACAAGACAUAGAGGCCAUGCUUUCUGACUCCUCCAAAAGUAGUCUUCUUGGUCCUUUCAAGAAACAGUUUCGUUCCUUGAUGGGAAAGUGCAGCAAGUUGUGGUCCAAGCAGAACCAGUCAGCCCAGAUUGCUGAGUAUAUCCGUGCGCAAUGUGGUGUGUAUCUGAAGGUACCGAAUAAGACCAGGUGGAAUUCCACCUUUGAUGCGUUGAAGCAACUACAUGAGCUCCUGUCAACUGUGCCACUAAAAAUGCAUGCCAUAAUGGACCGCUGCUCCUUGUCCAGGAUCACAGCUGCUGAGAUUGAAAUGGUACAGGAAUACACAGAGAUUAUGGAGCCACUAGCCCAGUCCCUAGAUAUCCUGCAACGGGAGAACGGCAUGUUCAUGGGGUAUUUGCUACCAACGCUCUGCAAUCUGGACUGCAAGUUAGAAGGACUGGAAAACAAACCUGAGAGGUACACAUACUGUUUUCAGCUGCUGAGAGGUGUGCGCGAAGCCCUAAGAAAGCGGUUUGCAGCUAUCUGGGAGGACAAGAGGCUUCUUCUGGCAGCCUGCCUACACCCUCGCUUCAAACUAGAUUAGCUGGAAUCGUGUCAGGCCACCACCCAUACCAACAAGUAAGAACAUUAGGGAAGCCCUUUGGGUGGAUUACUCCAAGGGAAAUGUUGUCUCAAGGGAGGCAUCAGAGGGCUUAAGGUGGUAGGCAGGGGCUGGGCCUUUUCUUCCUGGGGCUCCUCAUCACAACCUUGGGUUGCUGCAGGUAAUCCUUAAGGGUCUGCUGUGCUGCCCCAUGAGUGUGGUGACUUGGUCACCUUCCUACCUUCCAUGUCAUCAUCCACAGGCUCAGGCUGGACCCUGAACCAGGGGACAUGACAAGCAUCAGGAAAUAAAGAGCAGAUGAUGGUUUCCUAACAUAUAUAUGUUAACAUAUCCUCUCUCUUUCUUCGAUACACAAUGGAAGCCUUGUUGAAAGCUGAAAUAAAGAUGGGUGUACUUAAUGAGGACAGUGAUCAGUCUUCAGAUAAAGACCAGGAAGGAGAUGACUUAGAAGAUGACUUCUUUAACUUUCUGCCCCAGGGCAAGAAGUCAGCAGUGGACACUGCUGAGGAGGAACUGGUGAGGUACCUGAGGUCUCCCAGCAGGGAAGUGUCAUCACUCCAUGGCUUUCCACGUGUGCUGCGGUGUUUUUUGCAGCACAA